This is a messenger RNA of Oryzias melastigma (Indian medaka), 2874 nucleotides long. RefSeq names its product nudix (nucleoside diphosphate linked moiety X)-type motif 19 (gene nudt19). The coding region runs from base 335 to 1522 and encodes 395 amino acids. The transcript has 4 exons. Gene Ontology annotation, molecular function: hydrolase activity, acting on acid anhydrides, in phosphorus-containing anhydrides. The record is from RefSeq and is a predicted model, not a curated record. NCBI's taxonomy places the organism in Eukaryota, Metazoa, Chordata, Actinopteri, Beloniformes, Adrianichthyidae. Gene Ontology annotation, cellular component: mitochondrion.
AUGAAACAGACUGAUUUAUUAUCUCAGAUGCUUUGCACUGGAGCCUAAGGAAAUACGUUGUUGCUUUAGUACAUGUUAAUUAAUCUAUGGUCAUGUUAAUGCAUAUAUAAAAAUCACAAAAUUAGAAUAGAUAAAAACGUGUAAAUUCAAGCUAUAUGAAAGCGAAAAACUUUGAUCUUCCAGCCAGUAGGUGGCAAUAGAGAGAAGAAUCUCUCAAAUUACGUCACUUCCGCCAAAACAAAUGUCCCACAGUCUGAUCCAGCUGCAACUUGAGAUUUUAACAUUUUCAUUCCUAAAUUCUUACUUUUAUAUAGGUUAAUUUUAUGGUUAGGGGAUGAACACCGCUCUGAAGCACUGGAGGGAGGCGGCUACCCUAAUCUUAGCCGCGGGACACAGACUCGGAGCGGACACUUUAUCGUCAAGGACACCGCUGUCGGUUUCUCCGCCGUCGGAGAGCAGCAGCGCGCGGGCACACCUGCCUCUAAGCUCCCGCUUCGACUAUGAUGUUUUGCUGCUCAAGCGAAGCGCUAAAAGUGGAUUCAUGCCCAACGCCUACGUGUUUCCGGGCGGCGCUCUGGACUCCUCUGACUUCUCCAGUGACUGGCUGGACGUUUUCAAGUCUUUCUCCAACUCCCCAAACUUUGGUUUGAGAGAAUCAAAGCAGCCCGUGGAGACCAGACCCGCCAUUUUUGCCACAGACCGACUGAAGCUGGGCUCCCCCAUCCCGGGGGAGGUCGCCCUCCGGAUCUGCGCCCUGCGGGAGACGUUUGAAGAAUCUGGGGUGCUGCUAGUUGUUCCAAAAACGGAAGUGAUAAGUUUGGAGAAUGCCCAUUAUAGUAAACCGUACAAAGCGCCCCCAUUCUCUGAAAGCGAGCUCUCACAGUGGAGGACUCUGGUGAACCAAAACCCGACCAACUUCAUCCGGAUGUGCAGGGAGCUGGAGGUGCUGCCCAACAUCUGGGCCUUACACGAGUGGGGCAACUGGCUGACCCCCGUCGCUCGGUACGGUCGGAGGUUUGACACCGCCUUCUUUCUGUGCUGCCUUCAGGAGACUCCCCACACCAUCCAAGAUGAGAAGGAAAUCGUUCAUUUUCAGUGGUCCACUCCUUCAGAGAUCCUGCAAAGCUACCAGCAGCGACAGAUGUGGAUAGCUCCUCCUCAGUUCUAUGAACUCAGCCGCAUGUGUUGUCUCCCCCGUCUUGAUGACCUCCACAGCUUUGCGUACCAGCGCGCCAUAGAAGGCUGUGAACAGUGGCUGCCUGUAACUUUACUGGAAAAUGAGCACUAUAUAUCACUGCUGCCAGGCGACAAACAAUACCCACCAGACACCUCAGGGCAGACGGAAACCGACAGAACUCCUAACCAUGAGCAGAAGAAUCCUGAAAACCGGUCUGCCCUGCACCGCAUGAUGGUCAAAGACUCUUACACCACAACUCUGCACGUCACCAUCAAGCCCAAAUACAAGCACUUGCUCCCUGUAAUGGAGCCAUCUUCAUCACAGGGAACCAAAAGUCAACUUUGACUUCAGUGUCGAUCGAGGGUUUCUAUGGAGACGCACAGCCUUGGAAACCUACCAACUAAGUCCAGAUGAAGUGAUAGCAGUGGUCUGGCUGUGCACUGUGUGUAGCUCACCUUCCUGUGGAAACAGCCUUCUUGGUUUGUUAGUGUCCAGGCAACGGAGUGAAGCUUUACUUGAACUUGUGAAAUAACAAAAUGUCGUGGAUUCUACUUAAUUCUCGACAGAGAAGCAUAAGUAUUUGUAAAUCAAUGUAUAGUAGUUCAGUCGCUAUUCGGGGCUCAGUGAUAGUAAUUAGGGCUUGGUAUUACUAAUUGUUCUCAGAAUCAAUUCGAUUCACUAGAGCCUAUACGAUUCAAUCUUUAAACAUUCUUUAAUCCUUUCAAUUUAAUUUUGAGUUUACACGUUUAUUCUCAUUUGUUUAGAAAUACAUUAAUAAUCUACAUAUGUUGAAGAUUUUCAUAAUAAUCUGAUACAGUUCACACACUGUAAAAUGUGUUAGUGAAAUAAUGAGAUUGUUAAUAGCAUACAGUGUUGCAUGGAUUCUCAAACAGAGAACAAUUGUUCUGUCUCCUGGAGGGCCACUAGAUGGCGAUCACGGUAUAGUAUUACACCUUAUUCCAGAAGAAGAAAAAAGUACGGAUAAAAACUGUUUUACUGUACUUUAAGAUUAUUUCCUUGAGUUUGAAGACUUCAUGCCUGUGAGUGUAUAAAUAUAUUUAUUCAGUCAGCAAUCUAUGAUUUGGUCGACAGUGUUAGCAUUAGUCGACCUAUAGGAAAUCUUAUUAUACGUUAGCAUCAAGCUAGUGGACCUUAGCAUUAUGCUCUAUUUUUUGGAUAAAUUAUUAAUCUAUUAAGCUUUAUCAACCCACUUUUAAAAUUUUAGUAAAAUAUUUUUUUUGAGCAGAAGAAGGAUUGUAGAAGAAAUCAAGUUUGCACUACAUUAAGCCAGAAAGCAAAGCAGACGAGACUUUAAAUGUCAGGGGUCUGCCAGGGAAUAUGUGGAGAACCUCCUCAAGUGGCUAAAGAGCUUAUUUACAUCAGUCAAGUGCCCAUUUCAGCAGACUUUUUGUUAUUCAUAAUUCAUUUCUCAUCAAAGCACAUUAAUCUUCAUAAGUCUGGGGAAAAUACAUCACAUUUAUUUGGGACAUGCGGUGGCAGGAAAUGCUGUUGAUCAAUUUACAACUUGCAUUGCAAAUAUAUAUAUUUUUAUCUUUGUCAACCCACAAAGAAAUUCACCAAGAUUAGAUUAAAAUAUUAAGGCUAUUUUCGACAUUUUAGACCCUCUUUGUUACAUAAAAAUGUUGCUGGAUACUAAAGGUUUUAAAAUGUGUGCAAUAAAUAAAAGCUAAACUAAA